AGGAUCUUCUACACAGUAGCCUUACUUCGUUGCAUCUCCUCGCCGUUUGUUGAACUUGAAUCACUGUUGAUCGUGUAACUGUGUGCUAACUUACUCAAGUAUUCAUCUCUUCGCCUUCCUCCUCCACGCCUUUUGCCCGCUCCUACUUCAUGCCUAUUAGACCUUGCAUAGUCUUAUCUUGUUGCACCACGCUAUUUACGAAACCACAUCACCCAUAAUUUUGGUAUGUAUGAAUCACAAGACAUCCCUAAAACUGCUGGUGCAGUCGCGGGCUGGCAGGCCUUCGCGGCUGACGGCAAAGCACGGAUGGACCGUGAGUUAGCAUUGAGUGCGAAAUGCGACCUGCUGUUCCCUCUCCGCUCGCUUUAUAAUGCACCACAGCCCAUAGCUAUCUAUUUCUACGGCCCCGGGCCCGAUGGGCGAUUACAUCCUGAAGGCCCGCCCGUUGGAACUUUGCACUUCGCCAGAUGGAGACACGAGUUUGCGGCCUUUGUAGACCCCGACGGUCUGGGAUACUAUCAUGAAGACAACCCUAUGACAAUCAACGGCCAGCAAAUUCGACCCACCUACACAACCAAAGGCAACCAGGUUGCCCGAGAGGUAAACUACUUCCGAUGGGAGAGAGUUCCAGCACAGUUUUUGGCGGGUGUCAAAACAUACCCUGGGCCUGGAGCCACCCGAGCCAUUCACGACGAGUAUCUCUUGAACCAUGACGACUUUAAUGACCACGACGUCGAAAGGCGGAAAGUUAGAGCGGAUCUGGACAACAGACUAGACGAAGACCCAAAAACCAUCUACCCUCUCGGCUACAGACUUCUCAAGAAGUGGUCUCAAGUCAACGGCCACCCACAAUGGCAAGAGGGGGUUUGCUUGGGUGCAGAUCCCGGCAACUCGGACGCGUUGACUAAGCACAUAGGGUGGUUCCCCAAAAGACUACGCAGGACUAAGGCUGGUCUCGGCGCAGACCCUCAAGAUGCUGUUUGGAAAGAAGUUUUCCAUGGAAAUGUGGAUGCGAAAGCUAAGGAAAUUUUCACUCCUCCUAAAGAUAGAUGGUCUGAUGAUCCCUCAAAAGUCACCACCAUGACCUGCUCCAAAAGCUCUCACAUGGCGCAGGAUCAUGACUCUGUCCUAACGUUUGACAUCGUUUCUCUCUCGGCGUUAAAAGAAAUCCUGUCGCUUCCUGAGCCCGACACUCUCGACGCCCGAAACACAUGGCUCGAUGGGCGUGCUCCAAUUAGGAGACUCGGCUACCGGGCUAAAGAAGACUUGAAACCGAGCGGUCUCGGCAGAGAAGUUGGCCAUCCGGGACAAUGCAUCCGAAGAGCACCAAGCUGUUGAAGCAACACUUCAUGAGCUCUCUAUAAACCCCCCGCCUGGAAAAGAAGGCAGAAAGCCCAUCUUGGAAUAUUCUGCAUUUCGAUCAAGAUUGCUUGGGAUGCCAGUUACCCAUAUUUUGGGUUAUGAAUGAUGGAUUAGGUGUUGCGCAAAGUCACAUGAGCCAUUGAGUUAUUGAGUUGCCUUGUUUGUUGAAGUUACAAUGUUUCGGAGGCCAAGAGAAAAGAAGCUGUAGCUGCAUUUAGUUAGAAGGAAUCUGAAUGCCUUCACUCUUGGCCGUCUGGACUUCGCGCAGUAAUAAAGGUCUUACUGUAAAAUUAGUGUACACCGCGAAUCGUGACAUGAUGUAAAUGUAUCGAGGCAGAGUGGGCUAAUUCUCGCAUUGCAUUUGUAUCAUAAGAUUUCUUAAAGCUCGUUUGCCAUUGUGUUAGUGGCUCGCAACCCCGAAGUGCAUUAGGCGUGUUGGGGGGGGGGCGUGGUUGGGUUUGAUGUCGUCUGGAAACAUGACAGCUUAAGGCCGAGACGAUUUCUACCACUGUUUUCAUUUCACAAUCCCCAAACAGAUGACUACCGGGACAACGCGUGUAAUACCACAACCCCGGUUAAAGUUAUCUGUCUUCAAGUGUUUUAUCUGACAUCUCACCUGUGACCCCGAAGGGAUAUG
Molecule: messenger RNA, 1999 nt
Organism: Xylaria bambusicola
Lineage: Eukaryota; Fungi; Ascomycota; Sordariomycetes; Xylariales; Xylariaceae
Exons: 4
Coding region: 226-1338 (370 amino acids)
Source: RefSeq, a predicted model, not a curated record